Molecule: messenger RNA, 828 nt
Organism: Beta vulgaris subsp. vulgaris (sugar beet)
Lineage: Eukaryota; Viridiplantae; Streptophyta; Magnoliopsida; Caryophyllales; Amaranthaceae
Exons: 3
Coding region: 1-828 (275 amino acids)
Source: RefSeq, a predicted model, not a curated record
AUGAGGGAGGAUAGGAAGGGCAUUGAAGAUGCUUUUAUUGAGUACUAUAAGGAAUUGUUAGGUACAGCUCACGUUAUGGAAGGACAUAUAAGUAAGACAAUUAUUCAAGAGGGCAAGGUGAUCAAUAGAAAGCAGCAAAUUGCCAUGUGUGCAGAAUUCACUGAUGCAGACAUUAAAGCAGCAUUACGAGAUAUUGGUGACAAUAAGGCACCUGGGCCAGAUUGGGUAAAUACUACUAAUCUUUGUUUGAUCCCAAAGAUUGAACAGCCAAAAGAUGUCACUCAAUUUAGACCUAUAGCAUGCUGCAAUGUGCUAUAUAAGAUCAUAUCUAAAUUGAUGUGUACAAGGCUUGCAGCUGUACUUCCAAGCAUCAUAGAUGAAGUACAGAGUGCAUUUGCAGCAAAUAGGAGGAUUAUGCAUAACAUUCUAAUCUGCCAAGACAUUUUGAAGCAUUAUAAAAGAAAAUCUCAUCCUCCUAGAUGGAAGAGAGGACUGAGACAGGGUGACCCUAUCUCACCUCUUCUCUUUCUGAUUGCAAUGGAGUAUCAUACUAGAAUCCUGAGGAAGAUGGGCAAGAAGCACAGAUUUGAAUAUCAUCAUAGAUGCAAGGAGCUCAGCCUUACACGUUUAGUAUUUGCUGAUGACUUAAUGUUGCUUAGCAAAGGUAUUGCCCAUUUAGUAGUGGUGUUAAUGGUUAGAGCAUUGAAGGCCUUUGCUCAAGUAUCUGGUUUACAGGCAAAUCUUGCAAAGACAGCCAUUUACUAUGGGAAUGUGAAGGAGGAGAUUCAAGAAAGAAUACUACAACUUACAGGCUAUACUAAAGGAUAG